AUGUCAGACACAGAGGAAGUUGAAUAUGAGGAACAGGAAGGAGUCCAGGAGGGGACUGAGGGAGAGGAAAAAGAUGAUGCUCAGGAGGCAGGAGCUGGAGAGGAACGAGAGGAUGAAGAAGAAGCUAAGCCCAAACCGAAACCAACUUUCGUACCCAACCUCGGAGCUCCCAAGAUCCCAGAUGGAGAGAAAGUCGACUUUGAUGACAUCCACCGCAAGCGUAUGGAGAAGGACCUGAAUGAGCUGCAAACACUAAUUGAAGCCCACUUUGAGAGCCGGAAGAAGGAAGAGGAGGAACUCCUGAACCUCAAAGACAGGAUUGAGAAACGGCGCUCUGAACGUGCGGAGCAGCUUAGAAUCCGCACAGAGAGAGAAAAGGAACGUCAGACCAGGUUGGCGGAGGAGAAGGCGCGAAAGGAGGAGGAGGAGGCAAAGAAGAAGGCAGAUGAUGAUGCAAAGAAGAAGAAGGUGCUCACCAGCCUGCAUUACAGCGGCUAUGUGCAAAAGACAGAGAAGCGAGGCGGCAAGAGACAGACAGAGCGAGAGAAGAAAAGGAGGAUCCUGAGUGAACGCCGCAAGGAGCUGAACAUCGAUGGUCUGAAUGAGAACAAGUUGAAGGAGAAGGCCACGGAGCUCUGGCAGCAGAUACAUCAGCUGGAGGCAGAGAAAUUUGAACUUCAGUACCAGGUCGCACGGCAAAAGUAUGAGGUCAUUGUCCUGAGGAACAGGGUCAGCGAUCAUCAGAAAAUCACAAAGGGAACAAGAACCAAGAGAGGCUUACGGAAGUAAAAGGAUGGCAUUUAAAUAUGUGGAUGUUCAUAUUCAACACAGUUCUGGUGCAUGUAUGUCUGCCAGACCAUGUGAAUGUCCCCCUUUUCUGCUAAUAACCCCAUUUCUUGCUUAAGGGCAGGGACAAACGUGUCAGCUGUGAGCCAGACUUGUUUCAAACAUGAUGCGUAACAUUCUUACUUUGUGUCCUUUAACUGCUCUGCCC
This is a messenger RNA of Megalops cyprinoides (Indo-Pacific tarpon), 994 nucleotides long. RefSeq names its product troponin T type 2b (cardiac) (gene tnnt2b). The coding region runs from base 1 to 789 and encodes 262 amino acids. Lineage: Eukaryota; Metazoa; Chordata; Actinopteri; Elopiformes; Megalopidae. Gene Ontology annotation, molecular function: troponin I binding; troponin C binding; tropomyosin binding. Gene Ontology annotation, biological process: sarcomere organization; regulation of muscle contraction; cardiac muscle contraction. The transcript has 13 exons. The record is from RefSeq and is a predicted model, not a curated record. Gene Ontology annotation, cellular component: troponin complex.